AUGUUGGUUUUCGCGAACUCUGCUUACAGAAUGAGCUAUAAAAUACGCCAAACCAGAAAAUUUAUCGGCAUCUUCACCACGUCAACAAAAAACAAAACGCUUGCCAGCAACAGUAGAAUGAUUUCGUCGUCAAAGUGGAAACCACAAGAUCACAUUCCCAAAGAUGUACAAGAUCUACUGAAGCGCAAGCCAAAGAACUACGUUGUGGCCUUUUUGAAUAUAGUUCAACUGUUGAAAACCCAACGUCGCACGGGCUGGUUAGAUCACGGAAUUGAGCCCUGUGAAAGUAUUUCGGACCAUAUGUAUCGUAUGGGAGUAGCAGCGAUGCUCAUUACGAACCCAAAUGUGAAUCGAGAUAGGUGUGUUCGCAUCGCGUUAGUGCACGACAUCGCCGAAUCUCUGGUGGGCGAUAUCACACCUUUCGACCCAGUGUCAAAAGAAGAAAAACAUUUUAGAGAGCUCUCGACUAUAGAAUACUUGUGCAAUGAGCUAAUCAAGCCAAACAAUGCAGAAGCCGCUGCCGAAAUAAUGCAAGACUGGCUCGCCUACGAAAACGUCAGCUCAUUAGAAGCGCGUUACGUCAAAGACAUUGAUAAAUUCGAAAUGCUGGUGCAAUGCUUUGAAUACGAAAAGAAAUACAACGGCACUAAGGACUUGACGCAGUUCUGGUCCGCUAUGAGUAGCAUUAAGACACAAGAAGUCCAAGGCUGGGCGCAGGAACUAAUGCAAGAAAGGGAACGUUUCUUCGAGUCUCUUGAAAAAUAA
Molecule: messenger RNA, 765 nt
Organism: Lachancea mirantina
Lineage: Eukaryota; Fungi; Ascomycota; Saccharomycetes; Saccharomycetales; Saccharomycetaceae
Source: the annotation of a GenBank genome assembly